CCGCCCUACAGCAGAACUACUGCUACAGAGUGGCAGGGCUGUUCAAAAUCACACACAUAUACAUAUAUAUAUAUGUGAUGUUGCAUCCCCGGAUAGCGGGUGCGCGCUGCCCUUCCCACCCUGCCAUUGGUGGCUACAGCUGUCCAUCCCCGGGUCCCGGGAGAUUCCCCGCCGUUAUGCGACGAUCGUAUAAGCACACAGUUAACCCUUUGAUCGCCUCUCAUGUUAACCCUUUCCUGCCCAGUGCCAUUAGUACAGUGUCAGUGCUUUUUAUUAGCACUGAUUACUGUAUUGGUGUCACUGGGGAUGUCAGUGACACCAAGUCAGCCCCCCCCCUCCCCAGUGUCAGAAUGCCCACCGCAGUGCCGCUAUAA
Staurois parvus is the source of this 374-nucleotide messenger RNA. The record is from the annotation of a GenBank genome assembly. Lineage: Eukaryota; Metazoa; Chordata; Amphibia; Anura; Ranidae.